AUGCGUUUCUCAAUCACCACUAUCCUCCUCCUUGCCGUUGGUAUCUCUGCUCUGCCUCAAGAACUCUUCACCGAGGCGAGCGCCGACCGUCUUGAAAAGCGUGUACGUACAAAAUUUAUAUAUAUCAUCUCACAACAAUCCUUGAACAUGUUGCUACUGUCCCAAACUCCAACCAUUCAUACUAACUAACAUUCUUUGAACAGCAAGGGGGCUGCAACGCAAGUGGGCAGGCCACGUGCCGCGAUAUCUGCGGAGGAAGUUAUUCGUGCUGUGACAGCUCUUUUGGUGGGUGUGGAUGCCAAUGUUAAUGAAGCCUAUUCAAUUGUUGAAAUCCAUGGGGGCGCGUGGUCAAGCCAAGAAAUGUGCAAUCGGUUUCUUGGGGUAUGA
Messenger RNA from Hymenoscyphus albidus, 387 nucleotides. The record is from the annotation of a GenBank genome assembly. NCBI's taxonomy places the organism in Eukaryota, Fungi, Ascomycota, Leotiomycetes, Helotiales, Helotiaceae.